Molecule: messenger RNA, 2260 nt
Organism: Exophiala oligosperma
Lineage: Eukaryota; Fungi; Ascomycota; Eurotiomycetes; Chaetothyriales; Herpotrichiellaceae
Exons: 5
Coding region: 243-1832 (529 amino acids)
Molecular function (GO): RNA binding
Source: RefSeq, a predicted model, not a curated record
GUCUCCAUUAUCCUAGAUCAUUCGAGAGCUCAUUUGUGUUCUCGAUAAUAAUUCUGUCUGUCUGAUUACGCCAACAGGCGUCUUCAGUCACCGUCACUUUUUUCACCACCCUUACCAGAGCGGUCGCACAAUCGGCGCGUGCUGAGAUUUGCAAUCAUGCGUACGAACAGCAACGUCCCUGUGCUGGGAGGCCUUGUUGUUCUUUGUGCUGACGAUUCAUAGCUCCGAAGAAGAAUCAGAAGAUGUCCCUCGGGACCUUCUUGCAGGAUGAGAAUUUUGGCUCAUGGGCGGACGAGAUGGAGGACAUGCCCUUGCCAGCCUCCGACAGCAGGCCCAGCUAUGCCUCCGAACGACGUACCUACAGCACUGCACCUAGCUUGGGAGGCGGAUUUUCAGAGAGACGAGAUACCUAUGCUACGCGAGAACAAUUGCCACUUCCCACUCAACCUCCUUAUACCGCCCAUCUUGCAAAUCUCUCCUUUGAUGCCACGCAGGGAGAUGUUAGUGACUUCUUCAGAGACUGCGAAGUGACCAAUGUUCGCAUCGUGGAGGAUAAGAUGGAUCGCAAACCAAAAGGCUUCGGUUAUGUGGAAUUUGCAACCUUGGACGGUCUUAAAGCUGCACUCGAUCUGAGUGGCAGUAACUUGGCCGGUCGCUCAGUGCGCAUUAGCGUCGCGGAGCCUCCGAAAGAGAGACAAGAUACCAGAGACUUCAGCGACUGGUCAAGGAAAGGCCCUCUUCCAGAUCUGCCAAACAACCAGCGGAGAGUUUCCGAACGGGCUGGUGGAUUUGGAGGUCGCAAUUUCGACAAUUCUUCUGACGCCGGCAGCGAAAGAGGACCACGACGCGCAUUCGCCGAGGGUGAUGGAAAGGUCAGGGACUUUUCCAAUUGGGAGAGAAAAGGGCCAUUGUCGCCUGUGUCUCCGGCCCCCACGUCGCUCCGCGAGGGUGGCAGGCAAGGUAGCAAAGACGGUGGAUUCCGCCGAAACUCCCCAGCAUGGGGUGAGGGCCGAUCUCAGGACGGCUCGCGACCGCCGAGGCGCGAGUAUACUGAACGACCACCACCUGAGCGAACUCCAACAGCGUCAGAAAUGGAUAACCAAUGGCGAGCUAGAAUGCGACCUGACGCUCCCGCUAAGGCACCCACCCCCGAGGCGAGUGAGCCUUCCUCGCCUGCUCCUGCUGCCGCUGCUGUUCCUGCGACGAGGCCAAAGCUGAAUCUCGCAAAGAGAACCGUGUCCGAAGCUGAGCCGGUGACAUCCCCCACCCCUGUGUCUGACUCCAAGGCUAGUCCAUUUGGUGCAGCACGACCUGUCGACACAGCUGCAAAGGAGAAGGAAGUGGAGGAGAAGCGUCAACUGGCUAUCCGUCAGAAACGCGAGGCCGAUGACAAGGCCAAAGCCGAGAAGGCAGAGGAGCGUCGUUUGGCAAAGGAGAAGGCGGAGCUUGAGAAAUCCAGGGAACCGACUAGCAAAGAUAACAAAGAACCCAGCGCACCAAAGGAGAAUGGCGAAGAGAACGCCCAACAGACUACCCCGAAAUACGACAUCCUACGACGCGCCGAUUCUGGCAUGAAUGAUAUGGUCGCUGAUGACGAGAACGACGAGGGUGAUGAAAGCCGUCCUGUUGAUGACAAGGCGGUCAAGCCCAAAGAAAUUGUUAGAGACCCACCUAGCCGCGCCAAUGGAUCAUGGCGCAAUGCACCCACAGCUCAAGCACCUGAAGGAAGCACAACAGCAGAAUUGGAAGAAGAGGGAUGGAGCACAGUCUCAAAGCCUUCAAAGCAGCGAAACAACCGCCGCAACUACCCACCUCGCGCAAUUGCGUCUUAACUGUUGAAAGACCUACGACGGCACCACUUCACUGUCCGUUCAAGGUAAGGUAUAUGAAGGCCUGCUUCUUGUUCUAUGUACAUCUAAAUCUCUCCGCUUCCUGCCUGGAACGCCCACGGCAGCAUUCUGAGCUGGUCCUGUGAGAGGCCGCAGACCUCAGCAAUUUUGGUUAUCCUUCUCGCCUUACGUUUCUAUCUGAUGGGCGCAGAUGGUGGGCUCUUUGCUUUCUGCAUGGUGGAGUCUCGGGAAAAGUGUUUGUGUUUAUCGUACAAAAGGUGGUAGCCAGGACGCAGAAGGAUUGAAGGACGCUUGGUCGCAUUCGCACACGCAACUGCUUGAAGGCCGGUGCAGCACGAGGUCUUCUAGAGUACCCAUAGAUUUUGUCCAGUUCGGACGUGUCUCUUUGUUGACUGUCAAUUUUUUCUUCC